Meleagris gallopavo (turkey) is the source of this 742-nucleotide messenger RNA. Lineage: Eukaryota; Metazoa; Chordata; Aves; Galliformes; Phasianidae. The record is from RefSeq and is a predicted model, not a curated record.
CUCUCCCUCGCCGCGCUCAAGAAGGCGCUGGCCGCCGGCGGCUACGACGUGGAGAAGAACAACAGCCGCAUCAAGCUGGGGCUCAAGAGCCUCGUCAGCAAGGGCACCCUGGUGCAGACCAAGGGCACCGGCGCCUCCGGCUCGUUCCGCCUCAGCAAGAAGCCGGGAGAGGUGAAGGAGAAGGCUCCUAGGAAGAGAACGCCCGCGGCCAAGCCCAAGAAACCGGCGGCCAAGAAACCUGCCAGCGCAGCCAAGAAGCCCAAGAAGGCGGCGGCGGCGGCGAAGAAGAGCCCCAAGAAAGCCAAGAAGCCGGCGGCCGCAGCCACCAAGAAGGCGGCCAAGAGCCCUAAGAAGGUGACCAAGGCUGCCAAGCCCAAAAAGGCGGCGACUGCCAAAAGCCCGGCCAAGGCAAAGGCAGUGAAGCCCAAAGCUGCCAAAUCCAAGGCGGCCAAACCGAAGGCAGCCAAGGGAAAGAAGGCAGCGGCCAAGAAAUGAAGUAUUGAUGUGGAAAUACUUAAACCCAACGGCUCUUUUAAGAGCCACCCACUACUGUCCGAAAAAGAGCUGAGACACUCGGACAGUAAGCUCCACGCCUGCAGCGAAGCUCACGAUUCGCCAUUAUUUACCCGCGAUCAAAUGGCAUGCUCGCCUGCAGAAAUAGCAGGACUCUCAGCUGCGGGACGUGGUUAAGAUAGGGCUGGAAAAAAAUAAAGUUUGCGCUCUCUGGAGGAGAGGGGGGAAA